Molecule: messenger RNA, 7269 nt
Organism: Closterium sp. Yama58-4
Lineage: Eukaryota; Viridiplantae; Streptophyta; Zygnematophyceae; Desmidiales; Closteriaceae
Source: the annotation of a GenBank genome assembly
AUGGCACGGCAGCAUCCACGGAAGCAGGAGCGACGGCUGGAGUUCUUUUUAAUCUCAUUUGCACUACUAUCCUGCCUUCCUGGCCGUCAUUGUUCUCGGCGCAUCCCCCCCACUUCUCCCCCCUUCCCCUGCUGCCACGUGUCCUGCCAGCUGCCAGUGACACGAGUUGUCUUCCCGCCGUCCCUCACGCCCAAGCAACGCGCCGCAUUGCAUGAUCUCGCGGACACGCAUGGGUGGCAACACGAGAGCCGGGACAUGCCGGGUGGCUCGCAUCGGCAGCUAGUGCUGUGGCGGGAAGGUGGGGAGUCUGAGGGGGAAGGCAGGACGCUGCAUGUAGGAGCGGAUGAUGGGCGGCAACAGGAGCAGCAGCAGCAGCCAAUGGGAGCGCGCCAGCUGGGAGACGCUCUGAAGCAGCAUUUGGGGUGGGAUGUGCCUGCUGACGCGCUUGGGGGGGACGACAGGGGCGGAAGCGGCACUGAGGGCAAGGGGGCGGGGGGAAGAGGAGGCGGAAAAGGGGGAGCAGGAGGGGGGAAGGGGGGUGCAGGCAUGGGGUAUGGGGCGGCGGGGGUGGGGAGGGCGCGUGGGGGCGUGGCGGCAGACGUGAGUGACUGCAGCGACGUGCAUGAGUUCGUGAAGAGAAUGAGGCCUCUGCUGGACCUCGAGAAGGACGCCGAAGUGGCACUCGCAGAAGAGGCCGCGUCCACACGAUCACUGGCAUCAGCGCAGGCCAAGGGGCGGGUGCUGUGCCACCUGCGGUGCAGCGAGGCCACAGCAGGCCUCAUGGGCAAGACGCUCCUCACCCUCGUCUCCAACAAGACCGGGAAAGUUGCAAGCAAGGGAGGAGGUGCAGCAGCUGCCGGGGCAGAUGCCGGACCUGCAGGCUCGGGUUCGCGGGCGUCUGGGCCGGUGCUGGCGCCGCACAAGUUCACGCCGCACGACGUGGUGGCGAUACGGGCGAACAAGGCGGAGGGCGCGCAGGCGGCGAUAGCGCAGGGGGUAGUGUACCGCGUGAGGGAGGAUGCGGUGGUGGUGGCCGUGGAUGAUGUGCCCGAUGGGGACGGGCUGGACGCCCCUGUGCGGAUUGAGAAGCUUGCGAACGAUGUCACGUACAAGCGCAUGCGCGAUACCCUGGGGGCGCUCAGCAGGACGGGGGAUGUGGGAGUGAGCACGGUUGGGAGGCCUGGGGCGGCGCUUAUACCGGUUCUCUUUGGUCAGUCUGAGCCUCGCCUGGCCAAGGCCCCGCCGCCCUUCACGCCAAUCAACCGUGCUCUGGACGAGUCACAGAAGGCAGCUGUUGCCAAGAGCCUGUCCGCGCACCACGUGGCACUCAUCCACGGGCCGCCGGGCACGGGCAAAACGACCACUGUGGUGGAGGUGGUGGUGCAGGAGGUGAAGCGAGGCAGCAAGGUGCUGGUGUGUGCGGCGUCCAACAUUGCAGUGGACAACCUUGUUGAAAGACUCGUGCCACACAAGCUGGUGCGGGCAGUGAGAGUGGGGCAUCCCGCACGACUGCUGCCAUCCAUCCUCAACUCCUCCCUUGAUGCCCUGGUGCAGCAGUCGGACAACAGCGCGCUGGCCAAGGACGUGCGCAAGGAGAUGCAGCAGCUGUCAGGGAAGCUGCUUAAAACGAGGAUAAGGCGGGAGAGGGGCGAGAUUCAGAGGGACCUGCGGCGGCUGGGCAAGGAGGAGCGGCAGCGGCAGCAGCGCGCCGUGGAGGAUGUGCUCAAGGACUCCAAUGUUGUGCUCACCACUCUCACUGGCUGCCUGUCCCGACACCUCGAGCCCCUGACAUUCGACCUGGUGGUGAUAGACGAGGCAGCACAGGCCUUGGAGGUGUCGUGCUGGGCGGCGGUGCUCAAGGCCCCGCGCUGCAUCCUGUCAGGAGACCACCUGCAGCUGCCACCCACUGUGCAGUGCGAUGAGGCUCAGAAGCGCGGCCUCGGAGUCACCCUCUUCGAGCGCCUGCACCGCCUCUACGGGGACCGCAUCACAUCCAUGCUCACCGUUCAGUACCGCAUGCACCAGGACAUCAUGUGCUGGGCGUCUGAUGAGCUGUACCAGUCGCUGCUCUCCGCGCAUGAUGCAGUGGCCAGGCACGGGCUUCCGGACCUGCCGGGGGUGGUUGCCGGGCCUGUGACGGAGGCUCGGCUGGUGCUGGUGGAUACGACGGGGUGUGAUGAUGUGGAGGAGCAACGGGAGGAGGAGGGGGAUAGUUUGCGGAAUGAGGGGGAGGCGAGGGUGGUGGUGGCGCAUGUGAAGAGGUUGCUGGAGGCUGGGGUGGAUGCGGGGGACAUAGGGAUUGUCACGCCUUACAGUGCACAGGUGGGCUUACUCAAGUCAUUCAGAGAGGAUUCUCGGCAGCUGGCUCGAGUGGAGAUCAGCACGGUUGAUGGGUUUCAGGGGAGAGAGAAGGAGGCCAUUAUCAUCUCCAUGGUCCGCUCCAAUGACACUGGAGAGGUUGGCUUCUUGGCGGAUGAGCGGCGAAUGAAUGUCGCUGUCACAAGAGCUCGCCGACAGUGCUGCAUUGUGUGGCCUUCUUUGAUUCACGUGCAUCUGACAACAGUGAUGGCUGAUUCUCCAGGACAGUCGGUAUUUCUUGCGUCCUAUACUCCGUGGGACGCUGGUAAUUACAGCAUGGAAUUCCGUGUCGAUGGCUCCAAUCUGAACUACACCAAAGAUUGGAACCGUUUAGGACAACACGUAUUUGCAAGAAUACCUGUUUCGGUUCUUAAAGGAAGCCAGCCACGUGAUUGGCUGGAGGAACCUCAACUCGAUGAAGCCAAUAUGGAUCUCUCAUCGGUCACGAGUCCAUGUGCACAUGGGAUUGCUGGUCGGUGGCUUGCAGGCACUGAUGGCACGAGUCAAAAUGGCUUGACCGAUCGAAACACAGCAACUGCUACCACAAAUAAGUACAGGUGGUCAUUCUUCAGCUGCGCUCGUGCUGCUCCGUUGAAUGACAUGCUUUGGUCAUUGUGGAAGGAUGGAGGAGUACGGGAGGUGAAUGUGAUUGGAGACUCACACAUGAGAGGAUUAAUCAUGCACCUCUGGUUCAUGCACACUGGCACGAGGCAUAAUAUGACCCUGGUGAGGCAUGGUGACGUCUCUUACACCCUCAACGUCACUGCUCCAGCAGCAGCAGGGGAUGUUUCAGCUGGUGGAGAAUUGGUGAAGGAAGGCAAUAUUCUUGUAAAAUACAACUGGCUGGAUGGCAUAUACGACAACAAUGUGGCAGGAUGCUCUCGCAGGGAAGGGGCGAACGAUGAGGAAAAGGAGGAGGAGGAGGAGGAGGAGGAGGAGGAGGAGGAGGAGGAGGAGGAGGAGGAGGAGGAGGAGGAGGAGGAGGAGGAGGAGGAGGAGGAGGAGGAGGAGGAGGAGGAGGAGGAGGAGGAGGAGGAGGAGGAGGAGGAGGAGGAGGAGGAGGAGGAGGAGGAGGAGGAGGAGGAGGAAGAGGAAGAGGGGGAAAUGGGGAGUCCUGAGGCGGUGAUGGGACUGGAGCAGCAGGAGCAGCAGGAGCGGCAGGGCCCCCCUGGUGACGUGGCAGGGCUCGCAGAGGGGAAGGAUCGGAGGCCCGUGGACGAACGAAUGUCGGUGCAGGCAUGUGGUGGUGCCGCAGAGACGGCAGAGGCGGCAGUGGCUGGUCGUGGAUGCAGGGAGGCGGGACGAGGGCAGGAGAGGAGAGAGGAGGGGAUGAGGGAGUGGAGAGAAGGCGAGGGAUAUGAGAGGGCUGAGGAGAGCAGGCGGCGAGAGAGCGAGCAGGAGGGUGCGUUGGAGGGGGGGCAACGGAGAGGAGAGGGUGGGGCGGGGGUGAGUGGCGUGACGGGGGUGAGUAGCCUGGGGCGAGCGCGCUCGUGCUCGCCUAUGGGACGCGGGGGAGUGGUGGUGCGAGAGAUGGGCGGGACUGGGGAGAUUGAUGUGCGCAAGAGCCCUGUGCGGGCGAGGGAGGUAGACGAGUGGGUGGCCAGCUGCCUGCAGGCCGCCCUGGACCCUCUCUCUGCUGCUGCUCACCCUGCUGCUCACUCUGGGGGAACGGCAGGGGGUACUGGCAGUGACAGGGAUCGCGACGGCAAUGGGGAUGAUGGGUGUGGAGGCAACAGCAACGGAGAUGAGGAUUUCAACGACCCGGACGAGUUCUUCUCUGUCGCUGGUCCGUGCUCGUGCUCCCUCUCCCCUCUGCUCCCUCUCCCCUCUGCUCCCUCUCCCCUCUGCUCCCUCUCCCCUCUGCUCCCUCUCCCCCUUGCUCCUCCUCCCCCUUGCUUUCUCUCUUGCUCCUUCUCCUCUUUUGCUCCCCCGCUCUUACACCCUCUACCUGCUCUCACUCGGUCCUUCAGCUCCAUGCGCUCCUUUUCCCGCUCCCCUCGCUCCAUUCCCCCUGCCCCUUCUCCUCGCUCCAUGCCUGCUCCUCGCUCCCCCAAACCGCACACACCCUCUCGCCCUCGCACACCCUCCCGCUCACAGCCCCACACCCAGUUCCCCAUUCAACGCCCGCAAGCUGAAAAGUCCACUGCUGCAGCUGCACCUGUUACUGCUGUUGCAGAGCCAGUAAGGCAGAGCGACGUGGUAAGAAGCACUUGCACAGCUGAUCUUAACGCUGCUGACACCGCCACUGCUGCUAACACCAGUGCUGCUACUGACAGUGUUGCUGCUACUGACACCUCUACUGCUGCUAGUAAUGCCAUUGGCAUGACCAGUGCCGUUAAUGCAGCCUCUCAUAUUGACCCACGCGGUGCCGGCACGCUGAAGAAAUGGAAGUCUCUGCAGCCGCACUCUGGCACUCUCGCUGCCCUGCUGCAAGCCAUGGCGGGCACCGAUGCCGAAUCUCUCUCCGCACCGGACCGCGGUCGUUCCAGCGGCAGCAUGAGGCUGCCUCCUCUCGACGCCCCUGCAGCUGCCGGUGCUGCCAGUGGGGGCAUGGCCAUGGGGGCCAUGGGGGGUGUGGACCGGCCUGGAGUGGGUGGAGGGUCUCUCCUGGAGCGCACGUCGGGGGCGUCUGGCAGCGGUGGCGCGCUCUUCUCCAAGCUCUUCCGCACCUCCUCUGCUCUCAACCCCAGCGAGUCCGUGAAGCGUCUGCUGAUGUGGCCGCGGGCGGGCUCUCAGCUGUUCUGCUGCUCCCCCUCCGCCCGCGCUGCCACCAACUGCUGGUCUCCCGCUGACCCCUCCCUGCUGCUCGUGCGCGGCCCCACCUACGCCAGUGAUGGAGCCAAGGUCGCACCUGCCGCACCCCCCAUCUACGAGCCCUGGGCGGCAGACGUGUUCCACACGUCCAGGAAGAUCCGCCACAUCGCCGCCCACGUGGACCUCCCAGCCGCUCUCGUGCCGCCACCUGGCAGCGAGCCGGCAGCGCAGAGCAGCAACGGACUGCCACCCGUGCUGAUCGUCAAUAUCCAGCUGCCUCUGCAGCCGCCCCCGGCGCUGCUCUCGCUGCACCAGCGGGCGUGGGACGGGCCGGGUCUGAGUGUGGUGCUGUACUGCCGCCUGGGAGCACACUGGCGCACCCAGGCAGUUGCUCCUGCACAGAUGGAGCCUGUGCUGCGCACGGGUGGUCCCAGGCAAGGCGAGGGGAUGCAAGGAGGAGCUCCUGAAGAGAGGGCGAUAGAGCAUCCCGUGAAGCGCGUGGAGCAGCAGCAAGCGGCAACGGGAGCGAGGGCAGUGGGGGAGCAUGGGGGGAAGGAGCAUGUUAGGAGGGAGCACGGGGGGAAGUCGGAACGGUGGUCAAGGUCCGGGGGAGAAGAUGGGGAAAGGGAGGGUGGGGUGGAGAAGGUGGUUUGGGAUCGGCCGAAGCUGAUGGUGAGGCUGGUGAACGAGGGGGAGGUAGCGCUGAGUGCGGCGGGCAAGAAGCUGGUGGAGGGGUGCUGUGGUAGGGCCGUGCUCACUCGCCCUUACCACACCGUGCUGCAGUCCACCACCCAGCCCUACAUGGAGUUGGACAUAGACGCGCAUGCCUUCCCGCCUGCCCACCAGAAGGCGCUGCUCUCCCUGCGCCCCCACCUGCCAGACGCCAUCCUUGACCUUGCCCUCGUGCUGCACGGUAAUUCACCCCAGGAAUUUCCGGAGCCUGUGCUGACAUCGCCGCGAGUCCCGAGUUUCAAGGUCGAGGCGCAGGCGCAGCAGGUGGGGGAGCGCGUGGGCGGCGCGAGGGCGCCACGUGGCGAGAACGUGGCGGGCGACUUCUACGUGGACCACACGUGCAUCAAUUGCGACACGUGCCGGUGGAUGGCGCCCGAAGUGUUCGCCAAGGUCGGGUCGAAAUCCGCCGUGUUCGCACAGCCCGGCGACGAGGCGACUACCGUCAAGGCGCUGCAGGCGCUGCUGUCGUGCCCGACGGCCUCCAUCCACUCGCGCGAGUCGCUAUCGCUCGUGCCGCGCGCGCGCGACGCGUUCCCGCUGCCCAUCGACGCCUCCGCGCUGCCCGGCGUGUUCCACUGCGGCUACCACUCGCGCAAGUCCUUCGGCGCCACCUCCUACUUCAUCCAGCGCGCGGCGGGGAACGUGAUGGUGGACUGCCCGCGCUACUCGGAGCACCUGGCGGAGGCGCUCGCGCGCAUGGGCGGCGUGCGCUACAUCGUGCUCUCGCACCGCGACGACGUGGCGGACCACGCGCGGUGGGCGGCGCGGUUCAAGGCGGAGCGUGUCCUCCACGCGCUCGAGGUGCAGCCCGACACGACAGACGUCGAAAUGCUAUUGGACGGCACGGGGCCGUGGUGCCUGGGGUCCGACCUUAAAAUCAUCUUCACUCCCGGCCACACCGAGGGCUCCGUGAGCCUGCUGUAUAAGGCGCACGAGGGAGCGCUCUUUUCAGGCGACCACCUUGCGUACGCUCCAACUACGGAAAGCCUUACUAUAUUUAGACGCGUCAACUGGUACUCGGUGCCAGUCCAGAUUCAGAGCGCCAAGAAGCUGGUGGGACUGCCCUUCCGCUGGGUGCUGCCAGGUGAGGCGCGGUGCUGCCAGGUGAACGUGUGUUAUGGAUUUGCAUCAGUUUUUGCAGCAGAGCCCCCUGCCCCCCUGCCCUUUGCCCCACUGCCCCCCUGCCCCACUGCUCGCCUGGCCCCUUGCCUCCGUGCCCCCCUGCCCUCCUGCUUCAAUCGCCAUCGCCCCUCUACUCCCCUGCCUCGCCCCUCUCCUCCCCUUCCUGCCCGUGUCCCCUCUCAUCCCUGCGUGUGUCCCCCAGGCCACGGGCGGCGGUUCCACUUUGCAAGUGACGAGCAGAGGGAUGCGAUGUUGCAACAGGUGGUGGCGGGGGAGGAGGCGCUGCUGCUGCGCGGCCAGUAG